Molecule: messenger RNA, 2040 nt
Organism: Leptosia nina
Lineage: Eukaryota; Metazoa; Arthropoda; Insecta; Lepidoptera; Pieridae
Source: the annotation of a GenBank genome assembly
AUGAAAUGUCCAGGGUGCGAGGGCAACCACCGAUUACCAGAAUGUCCUGAAUUUUUGAAGAUGCGUGUCAGUGACAAGUGGGAUGCCGUGAAGAAAGCAAAGGUAUGCUUUAAAUGUCUGUCAUUAAAACACCGCAAGGAAAAUUGUAGGAAGCCGCCAUGUAAGACAUGUAAGAGAUGGCAUCAUGAUUUGUUGCAUGUGUUUAAAGAAGUAGAACAAUCCGCAGAAUCGGUCAACACCAUUAGGAAUUCCAGAGCACUGCUAAAGAUGAUCCAGGUCGAAGUAUGUGGGCCCAAAGGCAACAAGAAGGUAAUGGCGUUGCUGGAUGAAGGCUCAACAGUGACACUUCUGCACGAGAAGAUCGCAGACGCGAUUGGAGCCAGGGGACCUCAGGAAGAACUGACCGUCGAUACAGUGGGCGGUGGGCAAUUACAACAUCAGAAGUCCAUGAAGAUUGACCUGGAACUGCGAGGUAUUAAACAACAUAGCAGAGGUAAGCUCAAAGAAGUACGGACCGUAAAGGAAUUGAACCUGACGCCUCAACACCUUGACAAAAGACGUUUGAAGAGAUAUAAGCAUCUAUCGAAAAUCAUUGAUGAUGUAUAUUACGAGGCGGAGAAACCUAUGCUGCUCAUCGGCCAGGAUAAUUGGGAGUACAUAGUGUCCUUACAGGUGCGCAGGGGGAAAAGAGGACAGCCGGUCGCUUCCAGAACUAGACUCGGCUGGGUCCUGCACGGCAACGACAGCAACCACGUGUCCCCAGGAAAUUAUGUCAACACUUGCGCUCACCUGAACAUCGUUGAAGAACUGGAUAAGCCAGUAAAGGAGCACUUCACGAUUGAGUCGCUUGGUAAACAUCCGAAAAGACCGAGUACAGAUACGGAAGAGCAAGGCACAAGGACACUUCAGGAAACCAACAGGUUUACGGGGAUCAAGAAGAAAUUGCAGGAAGACAGUCAAUUGAAAAGGGAGUACAGCACGCAGAUUAUGAACUUGCUGCGCUGCCAAUAUGCUAACGAGGUACUCACUGUCUGCACUUCGCCGAAGAAAUGGUACUUGCCGAAUCCCCUGAAGAAGAAGUUGAGGAUCGUCUUCGACACGGCGGUGAAGACGACUGAAUGGAGCUUUAAUGACGCGCUGCUACCCGGCCCAAAUCUACUCCAGUCAUUGUUUGAAAUAUUGCUACGUUUCAGGGAGGGUCCAGUCGCAAUAAUAGCAGACAUAAGAGGAAUGAUAUUGCGAGUGAAGAUAAAAGAGAAAGAUCGAGAUAGUGCACGGUUCUUAGGAACAAAUAACGAGAAGACCCUAAAUUUACGAUGGCAAACGCGUGGCGUAGCAAGCGGAAUGAAGACCCCAACGAAGAAAGAUGUCACCAGAGCGGUAAGCACGUUUGGCGGAGACGUAACGGAUGGGGAGAAGAACACACAAGAGGACUUCACCCGAUACAAGGCGCAAUUGGAAAACAAAAGUAGAUUGAAGACAUCCGGUUGGCUCGGUGCAUAUCACCAACAUGCACCGAAGGGGAGCUUUACACAUUCACGGACGCCAGUGAGACAGCCUACGCCGCAGUGGUCUAUUGGGGAACGAGCCACACAAGCAGACAAGGCAGAAGAAGAGGCGCAGACUUACUUCGUCAUCGGAAGGUCUCGUGGAGCGGCGCUGAUUGGCAGCUUCGCGGAAAUGAAAAGGGUUGGCAAAGACAGUUGGAAGAUGGUGCAACUACUGGCACAGCACUUAUGGAGAAGAUGGCUGCGGAAGAAUAUGAACAAGGCGCCGGGCGACAACCUGAAGGUGGAAGGUGCGGUCAUCAUUGUCGACCGCAUUCUCCCUCAAUGCAAAUGGCCACGAGGGCAGAGACGGAUCCAGAACCCGACGGAAGAACACGAGUCAUCGACAAGACAACGCGAGGCGAGACAUCAACCGUCAUCGCGCAUCGUGCUCCUGGUUCCCGCCACCGAGUCGCCGCCCCAGAAGGAUGGUGCGUUACCGCACGAAGGGGAGAAUGUUGGCGACCUUACGACCUCACGUAAAAAUAAGUAG